Sordaria macrospora k-hell is the source of this 2367-nucleotide messenger RNA. RefSeq lists its product as uncharacterized. Gene Ontology annotation, molecular function: cysteine-type deubiquitinase activity; zinc ion binding; protein binding. Lineage: Eukaryota; Fungi; Ascomycota; Sordariomycetes; Sordariales; Sordariaceae. The record is from RefSeq and is a predicted model, not a curated record. Gene Ontology annotation, biological process: protein deubiquitination.
AUGUCGUGCCCCCACGUCGGGUCCGCAAACCUCUCGAAGCCGUCGCCCACCAACAAUGUCUACCGUGAGGAUUGUACCCAAUGCUUCGAUUCUAUUGACGACCCAGCUGGUCUGGAUGUCUGCUUAAAGUGCUUCAACGGCGGCUGCGCUGGCGACCGGAACCACGCAAAGCUUCACUCUACCUCUCGAAACCACCCUCUCGUCCUCAACAUUCGCCGAACCCGCAAGAUCAUCGAGCGCAAUGAGCCCCCUCUUAAGAUGUCCAAGCUCGCCAUUGCGGCCGAGACCGAAAGCGAUCGCUACGAUACAACACUCGCAGUCAAGUGCUUGGAGUGCGGAAUCGACAACUUGGACAAGGAAGAUGCCACUAUUGCCCCCGUCAUCGACGCCGUCAUGAAGGCCAACACGUUCUCGCGCAAGGAGGAGGUCAAGGCUUGGGAGCAAGAACUUACUUCUUGCGAACACAUCUUGACAAUGCAGCAAGGAGAGCCUCGCAAGAUUGAGUCUCAGGAUCUGGGCCAUUGCUCCAAGUGCGACCUGAACGAGAACCUUUGGUUGUGCUUGGAAUGUGGCAACCUUGGCUGUGGCCGCGCCCAGUUCGGUGGUGUUAGCGGAAACUCUCACGGUUUGGCCCACGCGACUGAGACCAAGCACGGCGUUGCUGUCAAGCUUGGCUCAAUCACCCCCGAGGGAACGGCCGACGUAUACUGCUACAACUGCGACGAGGAGCGCAUCGACGACAACCUGGGCGCCCACUUGGCCAACUGGGGCAUUAUCCUCGCUGAGCGCGAAAAGACGGAAAAGAGCUUGACAGAGAUGCAGAUCGAGCAGAACUUGCGAUGGGAGUUCUCCAUGACGACUGAGGACGGCAAGGAGUUGACGCCUAUCUUUGGUCCCGGCUUGACAGGCCUCAAGAACCUUGGAAACAGCUGUUACCUGGCUAGUAUCCUACAGUGUCUAUAUGACUUGCCCUCUUUCCAACAACGGUAUUACGGCGGCAAGCUUGGCCCUCUACCCAGCGUAUCAGAUCCCGCCGAGGAUCUCGAAACACAGCUUCGCAAGCUCGGUGACGGUCUACUCUCCGGCAGAUACUCCAAGUCCGACUCUGAUGUCUUUGCGUCAGAGCACACUCCCAACAUCCCCCACCAGAAGGGUCUUCAGCCUUCCAUGUUCAAGCACCUCAUGGGUCGUGGCCAUGAAGAGUUCUCAACCAUGCGGCAACAAGACGCCUUUGAGCUUUUGCAGCAUCUGAUCAAGCUCAUUACCAGAUCAAAGCACCCAGCAGAGCUCGGCGAUCCCACCCAGCCCAUGCGCUUCGUCAUGGAGCAACGUCUGCAGUGUCUCAACUGCAAGAAGGUCCGCUACAGUAGCAAUGAGCAAGACAGCGUCUUCAUCGAUGUGCCCAUGGAGAAGCUCCCACCUGAGGAGGAGGGCCAGGAGCCCAAAUACAAGCCCGUCACCCUCAAGCAGUGUCUUGAUAAUCUGACUGCUUCCGAAGUUGUCGAGUUGACCUGCGCGGCCUGCGGAAGUAAGGAUGGUUUUACCAAGCGCCAGGCCUUCAAGACUUUCCCUGAUGUCCUCGUUGUCAAUGCUCGCAAGAUGGCUGUUGUCAACUGGGUCCCCGUCAAGGUUGAUGUUCCCGUCAUUGUUGAUGACGAGCCCUUUAACCUAGACGAGUACCUUUCCAAGGGUCAGCAGCCCGACGAGGAGGCCCUACCGGAGGAUGAGUCGGCCAAGAGCAACGUUCCUGCAUUCGUUCCUCACGCAGAGGGGCUUGCCAUGCUGGAGGCCAUGGGAUUUCCCAGGGUUCGAUGUGAGAAGGCGCUGCACGCCACCGGCAACUCGGAUGCCAACGCUGCCAUGGAGUGGCUGUUUGCUCACAUGGACGACCCCGAUAUUGAUGUACCUUUGGAUCUCAGUGGCAGCAGUGGUGGUGGGGCUUCAGGAGGUGCUGGCGCGGCUGAUCCCGAGAAGUUGGCCAUGCUCGAGUCGAUGGGAUUGUCCGGACCGAGGGCUGUAAAGGCCCUGAAGGAGACUGGUGGUGAUGUGGAAAGAGCCAUUGAGUGGCUAUUCAGCCACCCUGAUGAUGAUGGUGCGGAUGCUGCUGAAGAAGAGGCACCGGCUGCCGAUGCGGGACCGAAGAAGGAGGCGGGCAGCAGUGAGUUGCCGGCCAAGUUCCAGUUGCAGUCGAUUGUGUGCCACAAGGGAACAAGCAUUCACGCUGGACACUACGUUGCCUUCAUUCGCAAGAAGCUCAGCGAGGACGAGACCUCCUGGGUCCUCUUCAACGAUGAGAAGGUGGUCAAGGUGGUGGAUGUUGAGGAGAUGAAGAAGACUGCCUAUGUCUACUUCUUCAAGCGUGUGUAA